GACGUAUACGAUACGUAUGCUUUAUUAACCGUCUUCCCGCGCGGCACCCUUCUCAGUUUCUCUGCUCCUUGGUGGUAGUUGUGCCUUCAGUCCUUUUACUUAAUUUCCAGGACUUUAAUUUACUGCCAUGUCUUCUGAAGAAGGGAAGCUCUUCGUUGGAGGGCUCAACUUCAACACUGAUGAGCAGGCUCUGGAAGAUCAUUUCAGUAGCUUCGGCCCUAUUUCCGAGGUGGUCGUUGUCAAGGACCGGGAGACUCAGCGAUCCCGGGGCUUUGGCUUCAUAACCUUCACCAAUCCAGAACAUGCUUCAGAUGCCAUGAGAGCCAUGAAUGGAGAGUCUCUGGAUGGUCGCCAGAUCCGUGUGGACCACGCAGGCAAAUCGGCCCGGGGAACCAGAGGGGGUGCCUUUGGGUCCCAUGGGCGUGGCCGCAGCUAUUCUAGAGGUGGAGGGGACCAGGGCUAUGGGAGUGGCAGGUAUGACAAUCGGCCUGGAGGAUAUGGAUACGGAUAUGGAAGGUCCAGAGACUAUGGCGGCAGAAGCCAGGGUGGCUAUGACCGCUACUCAGGAGGAAAUUACAGAGACAAUUAUGACAACUGAGAUGAGGCAUGCACACCUAAUGUAGAUACACAAGGAAUAAGACUUCUGAUCCAGGAUCGUCCUUCCAAAUGGCUGUAUUUAUAAAGAUUUUUGGAGCUGCACUGAAACAUCUGUUUUAGUAUAUUGACUUCUAUUUUUGAAUUGAGCUCCCAAGGUAGCUUGUUAAAAGACCUUUUAGAAAGCUCCGUAUGUUUUUAAAAGUUUUCUUUUCUCCCAUUUAAAGACAAAUUCUGGAACAUUUAUAGAGUUUGGGUAUUUCCUUUGACCAGUUUUUUAGUUUGGGCUCUCAGGAUUGGUUCUGGCAAAAAAUGGCCAGACUGAUUUUUAUUUUCAGAAAUCAUGUGUAUCUAGGGGCAUUAAAAACCCAUAUACAAUGUUUAUCAUGGUUAGGAAGCAAUUUCCAAAUGUAACUACAAGAAAUCAACGUGAUUAUUUAGAGAUGUUUUUUACUGCGGAUCACCACACUGAUUAUAUAGAAGUUUCUUAAAAAUAUUUGUGAAUGUCCAUUUUUUUUAAUACUGGAAGAAAAACUAUUCUGUUGUGUCUCGUAGUGUUUAGGAUGUUCUUCAUGGAGCAGAUUAAAAAGAUGAAACCUGAAAACAAUCGA
Messenger RNA from Hipposideros armiger (great roundleaf bat), 1205 nucleotides. RefSeq names its product RNA binding motif protein 3 (gene RBM3). The coding region runs from base 128 to 598 and encodes 156 amino acids. The record is from RefSeq and is a predicted model, not a curated record. NCBI's taxonomy places the organism in Eukaryota, Metazoa, Chordata, Mammalia, Chiroptera, Hipposideridae. Gene Ontology annotation, molecular function: RNA binding. The transcript is spliced from 7 exons.